Colletotrichum phormii is the source of this 1104-nucleotide messenger RNA. RefSeq names its product protein disulfide-isomerase erp38. The transcript is spliced from 2 exons. Gene Ontology annotation, molecular function: protein disulfide isomerase activity. NCBI's taxonomy places the organism in Eukaryota, Fungi, Ascomycota, Sordariomycetes, Glomerellales, Glomerellaceae. The record is from RefSeq and is a predicted model, not a curated record. Gene Ontology annotation, cellular component: endoplasmic reticulum. The coding region runs from base 1 to 1104 and encodes 367 amino acids. Gene Ontology annotation, biological process: protein folding.
AUGGUCGUCCUCAAGAGCUUCGUGCUCGGCGCUCUGGCAGCUACCGUUGCCGCCAAGUCUGCCGUGCUUGACCUCAUUCCCUCCAACUUUGACGACGUCGUCCUCAAGUCUGGCAAGCCCACUCUUGUCGAGUUCUUCGCUCCCUGGUGCGGCCACUGCAAGAACCUUGCUCCCAUCUACGAGGAGCUCGCCACCGCUUUCGAGUCCUCCAAGGAUGUCCAGAUUGCCAAGGUGGACGCCGACGCCGAGAGAGACUUGGGCAAGAGAUUCGGGAUCCAGGGAUUCCCUACUCUCAAGUGGUUCGACGGCAAGAGCGACCAGCCUACCGACUAUAAGGGAGGUCGUGAUCUUGAGGCCCUGAGCACCUUCAUCACGGAGAAGACUAGUGCCAAGCCCAAGAAGAAGUACACCCCGCCCAGCGCCGUCAACAUGCUCACCGAUGAGUCCUUCAAGACCACCAUUGGCGGAGACAAGGACGUUCUCAUUGCCUUCACUGCUCCUUGGUGCGGACACUGCAAGACCCUCGCCCCCAUCUGGGAGACUGUUGCCCAGGACUUUGUCCUCGACGAGGGUGUCGUGAUCGCCAAGGUCGAUGCCGAGGCUGAGAACAGCAAGGGCACUGCCGCCGCCCAGGGCGUUUCUUCUUACCCCACCAUCAAGUUCUUCCCCAAGGGCUCCAAGGAGGGCGAGCUCUACACCGGUGGCCGCAGCGAGGACGACUUUGUCAACUUCAUCAACGAGAAGGCCGGCACCAACCGCAGCCCCGGUGGCGCCCUCAACGCCAUCGCCGGUACCAUUGCUUCCCUCGACGAGAUUGUCGCCAAGUACACUGGUGGCACCAGCAUCUCCGACGCUGCCGCCGAGGCCAAGAAGCAGGCCGAGACCCUCAAGGAGAAGGCCCAGUACAAGUACGCCGAGUACUACGUCCGCGUCUUCGACAAGCUCAGCAAGAGCGACGGCUACGCCCAGAAGGAGCUUCAGCGCCUCGACGGCAUCCUGUCCAAGGGUGGCCUGGCCCCUGCCAAGCGUGACGAGAUCACCAGCAAGACCAACAUUCUCCGCAAGUUCAUUGAGAAGGUCACCGGUGAGAAGGAGGAGUUGUAG